Messenger RNA from Monomorium pharaonis (pharaoh ant), 11292 nucleotides. RefSeq names its product melanopsin. Gene Ontology annotation, cellular component: photoreceptor outer segment; membrane. Gene Ontology annotation, molecular function: G protein-coupled receptor activity. NCBI's taxonomy places the organism in Eukaryota, Metazoa, Arthropoda, Insecta, Hymenoptera, Formicidae. Gene Ontology annotation, biological process: G protein-coupled receptor signaling pathway. The transcript has 6 exons. The coding region runs from base 2199 to 3200 and encodes 333 amino acids. The record is from RefSeq and is a predicted model, not a curated record.
UUUAAAAAGUUAAAAAAUUUUAACAUUAUGUGUUUGGCUAUACUUUAAUAUAUUUUUUUGUAAUAAUUACUAAUAGACUGAUGCAAUACUUAAUUCAGUAAUUAAAUGCGAAAUCUUUGCAAAGAAUAUUGAUACUCUGAUACACAUGAGAGUUAUUUUUGCAACUAUUUUUUCACUUUUAAUCGUUAUUAAAACUUGAUUGUACAAAUCAGCUUAUUGUCUCAGUGAAAGAUGCAAUCGUUACCUUAACGAGCGUUGCGUAUUUCACUAAAAAAACCGAUAACAAACGAAGCACAAAUUCGUUACAUUUUGUCCAGCUUAACCUUUUAUGUAUGCACAUCAAAUACAAUUUAAUUUAAAAAUUUGCAAAAGUUGCAGCAACAUUUACCGUCGUGAUACAUGAUUAUGAUCUUUAUAACAACAAUAGGAUAUAUUUAAUUGCCAAUAAUUGAAUAACAACGAAUAUGUACAUACAUACAUACUUUCUUUCCACGUUCUUCCAGAUUAUCACUUAUUUUAAAAGAUUUCUUUUCAAUACGAGAUCAACUUAUUAACGAACACUUAAUUAAAUAUCUAUUCUGUAUGUUCGUUGAAAUGUUUAAUAAAAAUUUUUAAGAAAAGAAUUACACAAUUAAACAAAUUGUUCAAACUAAGAUAAUUUUAACUAAUGAUGUAACUUGUUUUUUUUAAUUCUUUAAUUAUUUACCUAUUAAAUAAUUAUUAGACAUUACGUUAGUAAUAAUUCCAUGCAUAAAUCUUUCCACUAUUUAAGAUUUUUUUACGGAUGUUUUAAAAAAAGACUAAAAGUUAUAUCCGCCAUAUUGAUAACUCAAGUACACGAAAAAUAAAAAAAUCUUCCGCAGAAAAUGGCUUUGCAAAAUUAUGUGUCGUGUAAUUCGAGCGAACAAAUAGAAUUUUAUCUGCAUGAAGAUGUGCAAUUGUCUAUAUAAUAAUGGCAGUGUUGCGUACACAAACGGAGAAAUUCCGCAAACGAUGUGAACUUUGAAUCUCUUUAAAUCAAAAUUAUUUUCACCUGAUGUACCAAGAAUUAUAGACCGGUUAUUAACUUUAGUAAACUCAAUUCAAACGGGGCCUUUGUUUCUCCCGGCAACCAAGAGCACAGGUGAACAAAAGACAAGGUAAAACUACAGGUAUAUAAAUUAGUCAGGCUAACUGUAUAUUCUUGUAAGUGUUAGUUAAAAUAACGGAUUAAACCGCAAUAUUUUACUAUUGAUAAACUUUGCUUCUCUAAUGACAGUUGAAAUUAAGUAAAAUUAGGUGAAUUAAAAAUAUCAAGGUUGAUUAAAUUGAUAUCAAGGAUUGCGAAUAUCGAAAAAAGACAUAUAAUAUAUCUUAUAAAUGCCCCUUUUUUAAGAAAAAAAAAGCUUAUCGGAAUACAGCACUAAUGAGCCACUUGAUGAAUCUUUUGUGCGCAUGUGAACUUUGAAUCUCUUUAAAUCAAAAUUAUUUUCACCUGAUGUACCAAGAAUUAUAGACCGGUUAUUAAUUUUAGUAAACUCAAUUCAAACGGGGCCUUUGUUUUUCCCGGCAACCAAGAGCACAGGUGAACAAAAGACAAGGUAAAACUACAGGUAUAUAAAUUAGUCAGGCUAACUGUAUAUUCUUGUAAGUGUUAGUUAAAAUAACGGAUUAAACCGCAAUAUUUUACUAUUGAUAAACUUUGCUUCUCUAAUGACAGUUGAAAUUAAGUAAAAUUAGGUGAAUUAAAAAUAUCAAGGUUGAUUAAAUUGAUAUCAAGGAUUGCGAAUAUCGAAAAAAAACAUAUAAUAUAUCUUAUAAAUGCCCCUUUUUUUAAGAAAAAAAAAGCUUAUCGGAAUACAGCACUAAUGAGCCACUUGAUGAAUCUUUUGUGCGCAUGACUUUUUCUAUACUGUUGGGGGUUGGUUUCCGCCGGAUGACGACUGGAAGGGUGUGCGGCGGGAGCAGUUUAAGCCGAGCUUUAUAUAAGGGUAGUCUGACUUUGAAAUUCAGCCACUAGUUUUGAUUGAUGCAACCGGGACGGAUCCAUUGCAUUCUUCGUUGCUCGUCUCCCUCGAGUUCUUUCAACGGACCACAUCGAGAGCACAUCCGUCAUCGAUCCUACCGUUCUUUCUCAUUAAUCAGAAUUCCCUCCCUACUGUGGAAUAAGGUUUCCGUUUGACGGAAAUUGACACCGGAAGUUCCAUUUGACAAGAAGUAUGCCGCUGAAUUUAAGCAUCGAUCUGUCAGACGACGUUUUCAUCCUUGAGAAACGGAUAUCAACCGGUAUCUACACUUUCGCAGCGAUCAUGCUGGGCUUUAUCGGAUUUUUCGGCUUCGUCUUCAACCUGCUAGUUAUAGUAACCAUUGUCAAGAACGUCAAUGUACUAUGGACGCCCAACAAUGUGAUACUUGUUAAUUUGGUUGUUGGAGAUUUCUUAGUUGCUGUACUGGGCAGUCCUUUCGCAAUGAUAUCAGCGAUCGCAGGUCAAUGGUACUGGGGUCACGGAGCAUGUCUAUGGUACGCAUGGUUUAUGACUACCAUGGGAUUUGCUAGUAUCGGUAAUCUGACAGUGAUGGCAAUGGAAAGAUUCCUGCUAGUCACAUGUCCAAUGAAGACAUUAUCAUUAAGACAUGCUUACCUACUGGCGUUUUUGGUUUGGAUAUACUCUCUUUCUUUGUCGUUACCACCGUUCUUCAACUGGGGAUCUUACGGUCCGGAGGCAGAUAACAUGUCCUGCAGUGUAUCCUGGGAAAAACACAAUCUUGAGACGCGAAACGAUACUUACAUCGGAUUUAUAUUUAUCUUUGGAUUCUUCCUUCCUGUUAUAAUAAUCAUCAGUAGUUACUACGGCAUAAUAAGGAGUUUAAAGAAAAUUGGAAAAAGAAUUGGUGCAAAUAAUAGAAGAGAGAAGAAAGUCACUAAAAUGGUAUACUUGAUGGUUUUUGCUUUUCUAAUUGCCUGGUCGCCAUACGCCAUCCUUGCACUCGCAACUCAAUAUUUCUACGUACAAACCUCUCAUAUAGUAGCGGUGCUGCCAACGCUCCUUGCGAAAUCCUCCAUCUGUUACAAUCCCAUAAUAUACGCAAGUAUGACUGUCCAAUUUCCUAACAUUUGGAAGAAGAUGUUUUUCAUCAAUGGGAAUAAUACAACAGCACGGAAUGAGCAACAACGUGGAAGCGAACUACAAACGAGAAGAUCUGUCAUUCAAUUGAGUUAAACGGAAAGACAUAGAUAAUAAUAAUCAUAUAUAACUACAUGACCUGGCAAUUCUCAAAGAUAAAGAGAGAAAGAAAGAUAAUAUGUGAGGAGGAUGUCGUAAGGGACCAAUAAUACUUUAUAGUUUACACUCAACUACUAUAAGAUCAGUGACUCGACUCUUCUGUACAAAUCGAUUUUAUUGAUAUAAAUAUACUUUCAUUUCUUCGCUCUUUUCUGAUUUUAAUUUAAUAUAGGAAUGCUACUGCAGUUGAAUUUUUAUCCAAGCGCUAAUUUAAGUUUAAUAUAGCGUUCCUGUUAUUAAAAUUUUGACAGCUUAAAAUAGUUUAGACUUUUACAUUAAAAUAAUUCAAUUAUUCUAGCAUCUUACAAUAGUAGACAUAAAAUAGACAUUAAAAAAUUCUUAAUUAUGUGAAUGAUCUUUUAGGGUGAAGGUAAUGUAAAAAAAGUAUGAAUAGCAUUCCAGAGUUAAUACUGUGACGCAGGAGUUUCUCCGGGUAUACACAUCUCGAGAAGUUUGAAAUUAAUUUCGACGACGGGUCUGGUUGCAGACCAGACAAAUUAUUGUUCAACGUGCUACAAAUCACGGUUUUUUUUACAGUUAUGUUUGGAAAUAUAUAUUAUAUGUUCUUCACUAAAUAAUUAAAUAAACAAUGACAUAUGCUAUAGAUAAGACUCAUUGUCAAAGAAAUUUUAGUGUAAUGUAAAUGUAAAGAAUAGAAAAAAAAUUGUAUUUCGUGCUAUUAUCUCGCUUACAUGUCUACCGAUCCGUCAACAAAAGGAUCCGUUGUAAAAUGCAUGUUUCAAUGUGCGAAACGUGAAUGUGCUUCAAAAAUUUUAAAGUUUAGGUAUCUUUAAAUCUAGAAACACACGUAGACAGCACAAAAAUUGAGUCAUAGAGAUUUAUUUUCGAUAAACUAUGUGUAAAAUCCUGUGUGAAAUAAGAUCACGAAAGAACAAAAAUAAACUACUAUCAAAUAACUAAAAUAAACGUUUAACACAUUGACUGUGCACUACAAAAAUGAAAAACCUCGAGAUUUAUACGCGAUCUAAACUUUGAUAUUAGCCAGUUUGGCGUCAUCCAAACUUCGGUACUAUCCGGCGCAUUAAAACACCUGUUCUCUGAUGAAGAAGAACACUCUCCGAAAACAAAUUUGUCUGCAGAACGAGUUUACCUACUCACGCAAAAGAAACUUCCAACUUUCCGUGAACGAGAAAGUUUCAACUCGUUACUUUGCAUCGUCUCACCAAAUACACAAUCUGUGCGCAAUCUGCGCCCGAUAAGAUCAGAUAUCAUAGUGAGGUUUCGGUUUAACCAAUAAGGUGGUAUCGCAAAACGGCCCAUGAGAAAAGCCCAAAUAUCCAUUACGACAGCUUCGGUUUUCGACUGUGAAACACGAUGCGUAUCGAUUCUCUCGGCAAGAUGAGUAGAGAGACAUUAUCUGGGUAGUGUCUGUAUCGUUACACGAUUUAUUGAAAUGCCGAUGGAGCGUGUUACACGUGCCGCGUGCGUGCGAAUGUGUAUGCGUAAGAGGCAGAGUUGACAGGUUCGCAGGUCCUACAUUGUUGAAACACGAUCGUGCGAUUGCGUUAUAUGAGCGACUGGCGCGCGGAAUCGAGUAUUACGAUUCGUAACACGCGCAAUUAUGCCACAUCGGAGAAAGUGAAAUCGCGAGGAAAAUGUAUGGCUGCCGCGAGGCAGCCGCGACGCGUUCGCACCCCCCCCUGCUCCCCGCGAAUUCUUAUUAACAUUUUCUGGCCGGGCCGCCUUUUAGCGGAGAUUUUAGCGUCCCUCGAUUAGCACGAAAAAUCAAGGAACUCUAUCGCACGCCGACGUCUCUAUUAUUUAACUAAGAAAGGCCGGUCCGCUCAGUAAAUCAAUGUCAGAGUUGCGUCUAAAAAAAAAGUCUCAUCCUACGAAGAUUCACAAAAUUUCGUUUGUCACUAAGCUGUUUCCUCACUUGUUUUAAUUAGCGUUCCUUAAUAAUGGGUUUUUCUUUUUUUUUUUUUUUAAUAUUGUAGUUUCUAUUGUCCAACCAUAUAAUCAGGAAAGUGAAAAUAAGUAUGAAGCCGGUACGGAUCAAUGUUCGCGUAGUCAUAUAAAAAUGGUAAAACACUUUUCAGUGUGUGAAAUUGCGAUUUCAAUUAACACAGCCUCCUUUGCCGCGAGCUACAAGUGUUAGAAUAUUAGAGGUCUUUUAGUGACGACUUCAGUUAUUGAGAUAAAAUCUCUCGAUUGUCAUCAAAUAAUAAUUACAGCGUAAUGAAAUUAUACUUGUUUAUAUUUGUAAAAUGCUUCUUAGCCUUACUAUUUCUGUCAAUUUAUUCCUCCUUGUGCGAUUUAAUCUUAAACUAAAUUAGUCCCGUGAUUUUGUACGUUUUAUGCUUUUUAGAAAUUUAUGUUUAACAUAGAAAUAUUUAACAUAAUCUAAUUUAUGGCCAAAAUUUAGUUGUUACAUCAGAACAUUACAUUAGUACAAAUUAAUUAAACAUUUUUUUCUUCGGCGGAUCUCUUAGCAUUUUUGUCACUUUCACUUGUCAUCAUUUAUUAAUCAAAUCUCAUAAUUAUGUAAUCAAAUUAUAAGUUGGAUUUACGUUUUCUCUUCGUCACGCCUUCAAUUAGAGUCACCGCUUAUCGCGAGAAAAUACACUGCGGGUGUACUCGACUUAGAUGAUAUAAUUACAUCACAACUUUCCUUUAUUAAAAAUAAUUUGAUCAUGCUCUCGUGCUUCCUAAGAGCUUAGGAUUAAAAAUAAAAGAUGUUGGCGGUCUUUUCGCGGAGCAAUAACCGGAAAAAUUAACUCAGCGGUCUACCAUGACCAAUGUUAUUCUAGACGAUGAGGAAUCCACGCUGCAUACGCGCUGAAAGUUAACGCGAGAUGUUGCAUGAGCAAGAAAAAGCGCGACUGACAAUGAGAAAGCAUCGGCGCGACUCAGGCUACACUUAAAAUACUAAUUAUAAGAUACAAUAAUCGAGGUCAGUCACCUCAAGACCAUCUAUUUCAUAGCUAUCUUGGCACGGUUGCGUUUACAUCAUGGUCAUGUUUUUAUUACAUUCCUGCUUGACAUGCGUGAUACGCGACUGUCAAAUGAAAGAGACUCAUACAAAACAUGUUCAAGGCGCUCGUCAAUUUUUAAUUUUAAUUUAGCUUAAUUUGUAUACAAAGCCUGAAUGUUGUCUGUAAAUAUUGCUUAAAAAAUAAUUUGUUAAUAAAGAAGCAAGAAGCUUUUUUUGUCUUAAUCUCUUACUUACUACCUUGAUUCCUUUUUAAUUAAUAAAAUCUUCGUUCCUUCUUUUUUUAUUGAUUGAAUUCAAACAACAUUUUGGAACUUUUUUAUUAGUGCAGGGUUUACUAAUCGAAGAUAUAAAUAAUGCGAUGCAAAAGAAAUCUUUUUAAUGGUGUUUACGGUUACGUCUCGCCUGAAAUGAAAACAUCAAAGUGCUCUUUGUUCUGUCAGUAUAACUGAGAGAAAGAUUAUUAAAAAGACAAGAGUAAUAGAAUGACGAUAUUUAAAAAAAGAUGCACAUUUCUUGCAGAUAUAAACUGCAAUAAGUUAUUAAUUUUAAGAAUUGAAUUUGAUCAAAGAAGUAUUUUGGCACACAAUUUGAAACAAUUAGAAACCGAUUACGACAAUCCGUUUUUAAUAUAAUUUUGAGAGAAACAUGUUGGUUUUAUUAACAAUUUUCAAUGUUUUAACAAGCUCUCUUACGUACUUAAUCAAAAUUUUCAGCCUACAGAUAGUCUUCUCCGGAAAAACUUUUUUCUAAUUUUCUUUUUAUUUUUACUUUUCCGGAUUCUGUAGUUUCAACCAUAUAAUUAGAGUCAAAUUUUUAGUAAUAUGUUUUUAAAAUUUCACAAAAUAUUAGAAAUAAAUUUUUUUAAGUCCCGUGAGAAAAUUUCCUUAAAAGUGCGAAACGCAAUGUUUACUGUGCCAAUUGACACAUAGUACAGGAACAAUUUACACAAGUUAUAAAACGACACAACUUCAAGUUCGAUGUCACUGUUCGCAAUGAUAUCCCUCGGUAAUAAUUGUAUGGAUAAGGAUCUUAUGUAAUUCGUUUUUGUCGGUAUUUGCGUGCGACUAGCGUCGACGGAAUUGCAGAAUUAAGUAUGUGCACACAAACUCGACAUUACAGAAUCACGGUCUCGCCAAACAGAAUACAGAUAAUUUACAAAGCUGUAUCGUAUCCGCAGUGGCUCUAGGAAAGUAACCAAAGUUACAUAAUCUCGUUAAUUAAAGGCGUCUCGUUAAAUUAUGCAGCAGCCGCAUGUACCAAAAACACUUUGAAGGGGGUAGUUUCGUUUAGAUGUUACCCGUGUCUCGUCGUAAAUUCAAAAUUAAACACACUCUGUAAUGAAACGGAUGGCAGCCCGAUCUAUUCUGUUUACUAGAUACUCAGGUAACUCAUUAUAAUACCAACGAAUUUCUAGCUACACUUUUCAAUACGAUAAAUUUAACGAACCUCUCGCUGGAAAAAUAAUUAAUCUUUUUUUAACAAAAUUCAUUAAACCUAAUUGCAAUUCGAUAUGAAUGAUUAAAAAUUCUGUUUAUCGGAGCUGCUCGAAAAUUUACGAGUGAACGUCGAAGGUCGUCGCUGCACGCGGCACACUUUUGCAGGGUGCGGCAAGAAUUGAUAAUCCAAGACAAGCAAAUAAGUUAGACGAAAGCUUCCAAAUAACUAUUUUCUGAAACUAAUAGUCCAGUUCCGCGAAUACUGCGCUACGUUAAGGUUUCGCUUCAUUAACCUGAAAGUAUCGAUUUAUCCCGUUCGUUAUUACUCAGAAAUUUAUGAAUCACCGAUUGCCGUAUCGAGUAAUAACAUGCCCUAGUCAAUUUCCUUUUGUCGCUGGCGCCGGCGUGAAAGGUUUCCGCAAUGAUUUACCUCGUCGAUAUUUAUAUACAAUAAAAAAUAUAACAAAUUACUAAUUCAUACUUCUUGCGCGCUUGUGCGCGUUAUGCUAGAAUCGAAUAUGCCCGUCAAUAGAUUAUUGCACGUACAAAUCGUAGAAACGGUUUCCCGUUUCCAUUAACUGUUUUACUUUUAGCAAAAAGAGCGACGAUUUAACGAGCUCCACUUUGAAUUUGUUGAUUUAUUGUUAGAGAUUUAUCUUUCUUUCGCAAAGAGGUCUACUAUUCGUUACUUCCUUAAUUGAGAUAUCUCUUGGAAAACUAAACGUGACAUUAUCGAAAUUAUUAAUAUAAUACGAUUUAUUCCAUUUCAUUAUAUUUCCACAUUUUGAAUUAAGAUCACGGAGGAUAUUAAAAGAAAAUAUUGAACGUUGUACUGUAUUAAUACUGAUAAAAACAUGAUUUGCUUAGAUAAAUAGAGAAAUUAAAAUCCAUAGUUCAUACACAAUUUAUGGCUUCUUUGUAUAUAAAAUCUACUAAAAAAAAAUCUGACUUAACCUGUAUAAUAUAAUUGCGCUACAUGUUGCGUCUUGCGGAACAAUCCAAGGUAUUUGUAUAAUCGACAAAAAAUUAUUUUUCACCGAAGUGAAAGGCUUCCAGGAAUCCUCAUAUAUUAUACAUUGUAAACAUUUUGUUACAAAUGACUCACAAUGACAAUUAAAGGAAAGGAAAAGGAAAAAUGUGGUCUACUAUACCAAUUUUAGGGUUUAAUUUCUCGGGUCUUCAUUGCUUAUGAUACGAAAAUAUUAAUUGUUACAAAGUAUGACACAGUAUUAUAAGAAGUAUCGUCUGGCAGAAGACACUUUCUAGUUUACAUAUGUUCUCCAAGUUUCAUUUUCAGCUAUUAUUUACUAUUCAAGAAUAAGUAAGAUACGUCAGUACUGGUGACCUUUCUCCAUUUUCUAUUACCUUGAUCAUCGGUUGAUCACCGUACAACCUGUAUCUAGCGUUCGUGAGAGCACAGCAAGUGAUGGACGGACACGUGGAAGAAUUCACGACACGAGUCGCCCGCGGCAUGGCGCGUCGCUUUCUACGUCGAGCGCCGAAAACUCGAGACGGCCCCGAGAAAACGAUACCCGAAACCGGAUAUCACCCAAAUACGAGCGGCCGUGGACGCAAAGUGAGGAAAGAAGAACUUGUUUUCGGAGGCGGUUAACGAAGACGCCGUAAUGAAAUAUAGGAUGCCGUCGCGCCCAAUUCUCCCAAGAUACGAUUAAUCCCGGCUGAUAGAUUGCAUGAAUAAUCGAUAACGAUAUAAAUAUACGUGGUAUGUAGUGUUUUAUAAUCUCGUGUAAAAUUGUGUUUAUAAACUAGAAAGUGUUGUGCAGAGAAAUCAGAGAUGAUGUAAGGGUAUCGAUAAAAUUUCCACCUUAUUUAUAUAUAAACAAUAUUCGCGCCGUAAGUUUUACGUUAGAUGGAAGAGAUAAAGGAAUGUUUCUCCCUCGUUUCUCUCGUGUGUCUUUUUUUUUUUAGCCCGUGCUAUAGCUUCAUUUUAUCUCUUUUAUCGUGGUAACGUAAAUCCGGGAUUUGGAAAGCCCAUUUUUAACGGUCCCGAACAUUCAAUUCUUUCGCGUCAGUUUACACUGGCAUCGUUUCGCAUCGUAUCAUUAAUAUGAAUGUCAGAAAAUAAUUGCCUGCAGAACUAUUAUAUUAGAAAUAUGGCACAGAGUAAUGCGAAGUGUUUUAUGUCGGGCAACGUUAUCAACGUUAAAAUAUUACGGCAACCGCUAGAUUCAUGAUAUAACAGCACGUUGCGGGCAAUCUCGUGAAUGUACCAGAAUAUGGGCUAUCUUUAGCCGCGGUAUAUCGAAUUAUUUCCGCGGCAUCCCGCUGGUAUAUCAGGCACGCAAUUGCCGAUAAUAAUCAAUAUGCAAACGGAAGCUGCGUACCGCGGCGUGUCGGUCAAAUGCGAACUGUCUAGUCGGAAAUUUUCGAUUAGUACUGGAGGGAAAGUCCGGUUCGUUGCGCAAUGCGCGCGUCAACGGCUUUUCCGCGACGAGGCGAGGGACAAAAAUCGCGGCACACGCCAAUAAACACGGUUCGACAAUAAACGCACGAGCGCGCGAGCCCGGAAGGAGUUUCUUCUCCCGCCGUUUCAAUCCGAUCCGUUGCGCGAUGCGAUUUCGUACGAAAAAUCGAGAAUAACGAAAACCAAUGGCGGAAACGAGACAGAGUAGCGCGCGAAUGGAGCUGGUAAAUAUUUUUUCUUCGUCACGGGGAACACGGAUAUUCCGGCGCUCUUCCCGAUAUUUUAGAAAGUUACCUCGAUCAGAGGCGUUUCCCAUCUGUUACGGCGGAACCGCCGAUUCGACGGAAUGUUGAUUAAAUUUCGGAUGAUCGACCGUGUCAAGCUUCUGCCGUCAUAGAGUUAAAAUUUAAUGUUCCCCAUCAUACUUUUCUAAAAAAAAAAAAAAAAAAAAGAAUGGACGAACACAAUGGAGAAAGAUCGACAUAGGUCUUCUAAAAUGGCACCCCCUUAUUUUCUUAGAAACCAAACAUUGCACUAUAUUAAUCACUGAUAUAAACAUGAUCUGUUUAAAUAAUUAAAAAAAAAUAAAAACCUAUAGUUUAUACAUAUACGUGGCUUUUUUCUGUAUAAAAUCUAAAAUCAAAUUUGAACUAGUUUAAUACUUAUACAUAUAGUUGCGUUACGUGUCUCACUCAAAAAAAAAUUAUGCAACAAAAAUUGUGUGUAAAAAUUAAUCAUAUAACAGAUAAAUAAUUAACAAAUACUGUUAAUAACAAAUAUGCAUAUUACACUUAAUCAAUUUACUGAAAGAAGCAGAAAUUCUACAUGUGACAGUUAAAAAUUUUGGAAGACACUAAAAUUAGCGAUACAUUUUGGUUGUGACAUCAACAAAACAUUUUUUUGUACGAUGAUUUAAAUUAGUCUUUCCUUUUCCUUUAACAUGAAUCAUUUGCAUAAAAUAUUUACGAGAGGAUUCCUAGAAGAUUCUUAAAACAUUUUCAGAAUACAAUUUCUCAGACUUCAUUACUAUAGUUAUGUUGUAAAAACAUUAAUUAUUAUAAAAUAUAAAACAGAAUUAUAAAAACUGUUUAUUUGGUUUGAAGAAGACACGUUUCAAUCUAUGUUUUUAAAGUUCUAUUUUUAGCCUCUGUGUAAAAAAGACUAUGUAAAAAUAAAGUGAUAUGUCAAUGUUAAUAACCUUUCUCUAUAAAA